GAUAAUGAAUUCACAAUUCCAGAAAUUAGAAUAAAUUAUCAUUAAAUUUAAUGAUAAGCAUCAAUUAGUAAUGAAUUUAUUAGAUUUUUUAGUUAAGAAGAGCAAUAUAUGUAGGAUUUAUUAUUAAUGCUGGAUUAUUUUAUUCUUAAGUAAUAAAUAUUUUUAAUCAUUAUUAGAUGACUAAAUUUGCUGCAUUAAAAAGAAUGUAAGAAUAUAUGGUUGAAAAAACUUCACAAUUUGAAAAUAGAUUGAUUUCAGAGCAAGAGUAAAUUAUUAAAUCUCUCAAAGAAUGAAUGUGAAGUAACAACAACUUUUUUUUAGAU
This is a messenger RNA of Paramecium sonneborni, 323 nucleotides long. Lineage: Eukaryota; Ciliophora; Oligohymenophorea; Peniculida; Parameciidae. The record is from the annotation of a GenBank genome assembly.